Molecule: messenger RNA, 1293 nt
Organism: Aspergillus fumigatus Af293
Lineage: Eukaryota; Fungi; Ascomycota; Eurotiomycetes; Eurotiales; Aspergillaceae
Product: putative class V chitinase
Exons: 5
Coding region: 1-1293 (430 amino acids)
Biological process (GO): carbohydrate metabolic process; chitin catabolic process
Cellular component (GO): extracellular region
Molecular function (GO): chitin binding; chitinase activity
Source: RefSeq, a predicted model, not a curated record
AUGCUUAGAGUCCUUCUCCAGUGCCUCCUGGCUGCCCCAGUCGCAUUGGGCUUGAGAUUCGCCAUGUAUAUAGACGAAUAUCAUACUGUUGAUCUCCCAGGCAGUGACCGCACAGAAGGCAUAACUCACGCGAUCAUGGCAUUUGCGAAUUCCACUAUUUUCAACUCUGAUUCUCCCCCCAAGUUCGUGCCGUUUGAGCCCGUCGAAACUUUGCGGAAGCGCUUCGGACCUGAUACCAAGGUCAUGGUUGCUAUUGGAGGCUGGGGCGAUACCAAAGGGUUCUCGGAAGGUGCAAAGGAUGAUGCGUCCCGGGCCCGUUAUGCCAAGAAUGUCGCGACCAUGAUCGAGGACCUAGGUAUUGACGGUGUCGAUAUCGACUGGGAGUAUCCUGGUGGGAACGGCGGGGAUUAUAUUGAGGUACCCAACGGCCGUAAGAUCGACGAAGUCGAACUCUACCCACUCUUCCUCCAAGCAAUUCGUGAAGCUAUCGGUCCGGACAAGCUCCUUUCAAUAUCUGUCCCUGGAAAAAGCGCCGACAUGAUCGCGUUUACAAAGGAACAAAGUGCCAAAAUCUGGCCGUCUGUGGAUAUGGUGAACGUGAUGUCGUACGAUCUGAUGAACCGUCGCGAUAAAGUUACGAACCACCACACAAGUGUGGUAGGGUCACUCGACGCUAUCAAGGCGUAUGAGGAGAUCGGUCUCGACACUGCCAAGAUCAACCUGGGAUUCGCGUAUUACGCCAAGUGGUUCAUGACCGACCCCAAGUCUAACUGCAAUGAACACCCACUUGGAUGCGGGGUUUUGGCCCUGGAGAACCCCGAUGGAUCAGACAAAAGCGCAAUGGCAGCUGCUCCAGGUAACUUGAAAGUCUCCGCGGAUGGAACCUGUGGCUUUUCCAAAGGGACCAAAUGCCCGGCUGGUUCAUGCUGCAGCCAGUAUGGCUAUUGCGGUACUGGCAAUGACUUCUGCCAAGCAGGCUGUCUCUCGGACUAUGGUGAGUGCAAGGGCAUCUCGGUAAUCGACUCGUGGCGCCGCGCUUCCAAGGGCGGCAAGACGGACGAGCAAGCCGGCGGGCAGUACUUCUGGGACAAGCAGGCCAGCCUUUUCUGGACUUGGGACACUCCUGAGUUGAUUACUCGCAAAUUCAAAGAAAUAGUGGAUGCAGAAAAAUUGGGUGGCGUGAUGGCAUGGAGUCUGGGUGAGGACAGCCUGAGCUGGGAGCAUUUGAAGGCUAUGCAGGAUUGUCUCAGAGGCCGGUCGAUUGACCAGAACUCUCCUGCCUCAUGUGCCUAA